AUGACUAGAUGUGAGACUAGCAUAGAUGAAACUCCACCCAUGAGCUUGCAAAAAGAGAGUGAGAAUGAGGAGGUUAGAGAAGAAAAACAAUGUGAGGUGUCUAAGUCAAGUGAGGAUGAGAUGGUUGGCAUGAGUGAGUCCACCACGCUCGGUAUAGGUGGUUUAGUACCCACUAAUGUCACUCUUCAACUUGCCGAUGGAUCCACCAAAUUCCUUAAGGGUAAGGUAGAGGAUGUCCCUCUCAAGGUAGGUAAUUUCACCAUUCCGGUUGAUUUUAUUGUGCUAGGAAUGACGGAAGAUGCCCUCACCCCUAUUAUCCUAGGUCGACCUUUCUUAGCAACGGGUGGUGCAAUAAUUAAUGUAAGGGAAGGAAAACUCACAUUAAAUGUGGGUGAUGAUGAAUUUUGUCUUACUAUUGACCACAAGAGAGGAUGUCCUUCCCCCAUAAAGAUUGCAUGA
Molecule: messenger RNA, 459 nt
Organism: Chenopodium quinoa (quinoa)
Lineage: Eukaryota; Viridiplantae; Streptophyta; Magnoliopsida; Caryophyllales; Amaranthaceae
Exons: 2
Coding region: 1-459 (152 amino acids)
Source: RefSeq, a predicted model, not a curated record